Molecule: messenger RNA, 2740 nt
Organism: Chanos chanos (milkfish)
Lineage: Eukaryota; Metazoa; Chordata; Actinopteri; Gonorynchiformes; Chanidae
Product: protein phosphatase 1 regulatory subunit 12A
Exons: 25
Coding region: 13-2718 (901 amino acids)
Biological process (GO): signal transduction
Cellular component (GO): cytoplasm
Molecular function (GO): enzyme inhibitor activity; protein kinase binding; phosphatase regulator activity
Source: RefSeq, a predicted model, not a curated record
AAACUGACGAAGAUGGCGGCCAAUGACCGUACCCGGUCCGAAGCUGCGAAGCAGCGACGACAGGAUCAGCUUCAGAGAUGGCAGGGGUCGGAAACUGACCUUACCGGACCGGAGAAACGAGAGCAGUCCUUAUGGUCCGGUUCCCGGCGGGCCAAAGUUCAGUUUGCCCAGGGAGCUGUGUUUAUGGCCGCUUGCUCCGCCGGGGACCGGGAGGAGGUUGAGAGUCUACUGAGACAGGGAGCUGACAUCAACCAUGCCAAUGUAGACGGACUGACGGCUCUUCACCAGGCAUGUAUAGAUGAGAACUCAGAGAUGGUGCAGUUUUUGGUGGAGAAUGGCAGUGAUGUAAACAGGGGGGAUAAUGAAGGCUGGACCCCCCUGCACGCUGCCGCAUCCUGUGGAUUCAUACAGAUUGCCAAGUACUUGCUAGAGCACGGCGCGCAGGUGGGGGCGGUGAACAGCGAGGGAGAACUUCCUCUGGAUGUGGCAACGGAAGACGCCAUGGAGCGACUGCUGAAGGAGGAGAUUAAAAAACAGGGGAUCGAUGUGGAGCAGGCCAGGAGAGAGGAGGAGAGGGUGAUGCUACAGGAUGCGACGGCCGUGUUAGCAGGAAGUGGUUCUCUUAAGCCCCACCCCAACACGCGUGCUACAGCGCUACACGUAGCCGCCGCGAAAGGCUACAUCGAAGUGCUGAAGGUGUUGCUGCAGUGUGGUUUGGAUGUGAACAGUAGGGACUGUGAUGGUUGGACUCCACUGCAUGCUGCUGCUCACUGGGGGCAAGAGGAGGCCUGCACUCUGCUGGCAGAGAACAUGUGUGAUAUGGGAGCUGUCAAUAACGUGGGCCAAACCCCCCUGGAUGUGGCAGAUGAGAAUCUAGUGGACAUCCUGGAAGAGUUGCAGAAGAAACAAAAUGCUCUACGUUCAGAGAAACAGAAAAUCACCCAGCCUCCUGUGAUUGAGACCAGUCCUCCCAUUUCUAUGGCACCAGUCCGUCCUCGCAGAACUUCCAUCUCUCGUAUGAGUAGUAAGGAAAAGAUCUGUCUUCACGAACGAGAAAGACAUCAAGCCCCUGCACUCCAAAGCCCACCCACUGAGGAGGAAGAGGAGGAGCCUAAUGCGCAGACACACCCACCUGCCCAAUCCAAAGCCUCCAGCAGCUCCAGCUCUGAGGAGGAGAGCGAAUCAGAGAGUGAUGCUGAGUCAGAGAAGGCGAAAACACGUGAACUGAUCAACAACCUGAACAACAAGCGUAACAGCUCCGCCUCUACUCUCACCUCCUCGGCAACCAGCUCCACUACGGGUAACCAGGCCAGAAAGUUUGAGGCUGCUAAGCCCCCAGUGAGCGAGGCCCCAGGCUCCUGGAGGACGUCUCUUCGUAAGGCAGGCAGUUCAGUGACCUUGGGCCCCACAGGGGCCCCGGAAUCUGGAUCAGAGUCCCUCAGGGGCCCAGAGUCAGCCCUGGGCAUGACCCGCUCCGCCUCCAGCCCCAGACUCAGCUCUGAGGCUGAGAACAAGGAGCCAAGACUGGCCCGAGUCCCACCCACCCCCAGCAGACGACUCUUCAGUAUCCCUGACAACAGUAACCAAGACAGCUCCAGCAGCUGGCUGAGUCGUAGUUCCUCAUACACGCGUCGGUUGAACAAUCAGUCUGGCAGUGAUGGGUCAAGUGUCAACCCUUCAUUACCUCGCAGCUCUUCAUAUGGAAAGAGACUUGACGACCCUGUGACCUCAAUGGGAACCAGCACUACAGGAAUCGGUCGUUUCAACAAUCCAGUAGCCCAGAGAAUUACUCAGGAACAAACAGAGAAAAAGGAACCCGUUUCCCUAACGACACAGAACUCUACCACAGCGACAACAGAUGAUCAAGAGAACAAACAGAGACGCAAGUCGUAUCUGACUCCGGUGCGGGAUGAGGAGGCUGAAGCCCAGAGAAGGGCCAGAUCCAGACAUGCUCGCAUGUCCAGACGUUCCACUCAGGGUGUUACUCUCGACGACCUGCAGGAUGCGCAGAUGACUAUAAAGACGGAACACAAGGCAAAAGAAAGGAAGAAAGAGGAGGAUGAAAAAGAUGGAAGACAGAAGAAGGGAGAGGAUGGGGAGGUGAGCUGGAGGUCUCGCAUUGCGAGUCUGCAGAAAUCAGACCUGCUGGGCCUCACGCAUCCGGCAGGCACUCCACGACCCCCAGACAAGAAAGAUAUAGAGAACACUGUGGCGGAGGUUGAGGAACGAGCGAGAGAGAGGAGAAGAGCAAGAGCACGGAGGAGAAACAGAGGAGGAGAGGACGACGACAAUGAACACAGUGGAGAAGAAGAGGGCAGUGGUGGGCGGGACCCACAGACGCAGAGGUAUACAAGCAGCAGGUCUGAUCUAGCCUUGAACGAUUGUAUCUUAGGAAGAGACUCUGAAACUAAGGACUACAAAAAGUUAUUUGAGGAGGUGUCGAGGGAGAAUGGGCAGCUACAGUCUCAACUUCAGGACACUCAGAGGAUCGUCUCUCUGACCAGAGUAGAACUGGAGAAAGCCACACAGAGACAGGAGAAGUUCAGUGAUUGUACAGCUCUGCUGGAGCUGGAGAAGAAGGAGAGGAGGAUGUUGGAGAGGCGGGUGGCUGAGUUGGAGGAGGAGCUGAAGGUUCUCGGGGACCUGAGAGCCGAUAACCAGAGACUGAAGGAUGAGAACGGGGCACUCAUUCGAGUCAUCAGCAAGCUCUCAAAAUAGACAAGGACAAGAAAGAGAGAGA